AUUUAAGAUUCCUACGUUGUUCUCUUCCAUGGAAAAGAAAAAACACUACACAAGCACACGACAAAAUCGUGAAUUGGUUCACGCAAAAUAGGAAAUUUGGGGUUCCUUCCGUCUGGAUUCCAAUUCCGAUUCUAUUCGCAAUCUCCUUGGAGCCGGUUUCAGAGUGAAGUGUAGGUAGAGGAAGAAGAUGGGGGCAAUGGCAUCGCGGUUCUGGUUCAUGUUGUUCCCUGCAAAGGAGUAUAAGAUUGUUGUUGUUGGUUUGGAUAAUGCUGGGAAGACCACUACCCUUUACAAGUUGCAUCUUGGUGAGGUUGUCACUACCAACCCUACUGUUGGUAGCAAUGUUGAAGAGGUUGUCUACAAGAACAUUCGAUUCGAGGUUUGGGAUCUAGGCGGACAAGAAAGACUCCGGACAUCAUGGGCAACAUAUUAUCGAGGAACACAUGCUGUGAUUGCGGUGAUAGAUAGUAGCGAUAGAGCAAGGAUCUCUAUUAUGAAGGAUGAACUUUUCAGGUUGCUGGGUCACGACGAAUUGCAGCACUCAGUCAUCCUUGUCUUUGCCAAUAAACAAGAUAUCAAAGAUGCCAUGACACCUGCUGAGAUCACCGAUGCACUAUCUCUUCACAGCAUCAAGGAUCAUGAUUGGCAUAUACAAGCGUGUUGUGCCCUCACUGGAGAAGGGUUGUAUGAUGGUCUCGGAUGGAUUGCCGGGCGAGUAACCGGCAAGGCACCAUCAUGAUUGUAGGAUUUGCUGGAGUCUUUUGAACGAGAUUCAUUUUUCAUGCACUGAAUUGAUGUGAUUACUGAUCAGUUACAAAAGUAUAUGUAUCAUUUAUACUUUGACGAGUCGACCAAUCAAGCCAAACAAGUGUCUUUGGAUUAGUUAUGAAAGAUUAUUCAAUAGUUGAGUAUAUAUGUAUACAAUAUACUUGACAUUUUAAAAUCGACUAUGAUAGAAUUUGUUUUAUGUUUGGAUGUUAAA
Molecule: messenger RNA, 982 nt
Organism: Arachis duranensis
Lineage: Eukaryota; Viridiplantae; Streptophyta; Magnoliopsida; Fabales; Fabaceae
Exons: 3
Coding region: 188-739 (183 amino acids)
Biological process (GO): protein localization to Golgi membrane; vesicle-mediated transport; intracellular protein transport
Cellular component (GO): cytoplasm; trans-Golgi network
Molecular function (GO): GTP binding; GTPase activity
Source: RefSeq, a predicted model, not a curated record